Molecule: messenger RNA, 915 nt
Organism: Fraxinus pennsylvanica
Lineage: Eukaryota; Viridiplantae; Streptophyta; Magnoliopsida; Lamiales; Oleaceae
Source: the annotation of a GenBank genome assembly
AUGAAAAGGCCAUCCUUUUCAUCAAUUUCUCAACCCAAUAGAUUCCCAGAAACAUCUGGUUCCCAUACUUUUCAAAGGCAGCUGCAUCAACUCUUUCGUCUACACGAUUCAGGCCUCGAUCAAGCUCUGAUUGAUGCUCUACCAGUCUUCUACUAUAAGGAUAUUGUGGGAUUGAAGGAGCCAUUUGAUUGUGCUGUUUGUUUAUGCGAAUUAUUGGAUCUUGACAAGCUCAAGUUCAUUCCGAACUGUGGCCAUGCUUUUCAUAUGCAUUGUAUAGAAACUUGGCUUUUGUCAAAUUCAACUUGUCCUUUGUGUAGAGGUCUCAUUAACCCAGAACUUCACCCGGGACAUCCUGUGUUUAAUUUUAACGAGUCGAUGGAACAAUUGAAUCGUGAGUAUACUGAUGGCGAUAAUGAGACUUUUUCAAGACAAAACCGGGGAAUGUUGCAAGAAAAUGAAGGUGAAUUGAGGGUGUUUUCUGUUAGGCUUGGCAAGUUCAGAAGCCCGAAUGAAGGUCACGAAACUGGAGAUGGAAUUCAAAGCGAGAUCAGUAGCAGCAAUCUGGAUGCGAGGAGAUGUUAUUCUUUGGGUGCAUUUCAGUACAUAGUCGGUGAUUCCGAUCUGCGAAUAGCUCUGUCCAAUGAAAACGGAAACAAAGUGAGAAAUCAUAUUUUCGACUCUGGCGGUAAUACUACUAAUCGCAUGGAAGCAAGAUGUGACAAUGAGAAAUGUGUAAUUAAUGCUGCUAGAGAUGAACAGAAGAUUAGUGUUAGGACAAGAGGUGAUAGUUUCUCCUUUUCCAAGAUUUGGUUAUGGCCCAAAAAAGACACAUUCAUAGGUUUUUCAGAAUCAAAUGUUGGUGUAAGUUCUUCUAGUAUUGGCAUGCCUGUUACUAACAGAAAUAAUGCAGUGUGA